Ostertagia ostertagi is the source of this 681-nucleotide messenger RNA. Lineage: Eukaryota; Metazoa; Nematoda; Chromadorea; Rhabditida; Trichostrongylidae. The record is from the annotation of a GenBank genome assembly.
AAAGAGAUAAUUCUACCAUCGUUCGUAGAAGUUGAUCUCAGUGGCACUGACGAUGCUUCGAUAUUCGAUACUUGUCCAUUGAAAAUAUACAAUCAUCUAGAUCCACAACUGCGCCAAUUUCACAACCCGCAGUACAAUCCCAAAGCGUGCUGGGGUGUAAUUUACAAUGAUCACGAUACUAAAUACAUAGCUGAUCCAUGGAUCAUUCUUCCAUCUGAAGAGCCCUUCAGGUGUGACAUAAUCGAGUCACAGUGCAGCAAUGGCAUUUCAUUCUCAAGUAAUGAGUCAUACCUUCACAUGCAGAUCUAUGAAACCGGUGAAAGGGAGCAACACUCCCCAAUGAAAAGUUCCAGCUUGCCCAGUUCAAGAGACGAACGACCGAACGUCUUUAUUCUACUUCUUGAUUCAGUAUCGUCGCACAUGUCGAAGCGCUCACUACCGCAAAGCCUUGCUUACUUGAAAGCGGAACUUGGUGCUGUUCAAAUGGAGUUUUUGAACAAACUGGGCAGAAACAGCCGACCAAACGCGUUUCCACUGUUUUUUGGUAAAUCUGAUGAGGGUGGAAGCCGUGCACUGGUCGGACAGCCGCCUAUAAAACCGGACUGGGACCACCGUAAAAAAUGCAAGGAAUAUCUUGAUAAGUAUUCUUAUGACUUGGAGGAGUAUCGCCUGCACGGCUAC